AUGUCAGCCACUAACAACGUAGCGCAGGCCCGAAAGCUGGUGGAGCAACUCCGCAUCGAAGCCGGGAUGGAACGCAUCAAGGUGUCCAAAGCCUCCUCUGAGCUGAUGAGUUACUGCGAGCAGCAUGCCAGGAGCGACCCCUUGCUGGUCGGCGUCCCCGCGUCUGAGAACCCCUUCAAGGACAAGAAGCCCUGCAUCAUCCUCUAG
Messenger RNA from Dipodomys spectabilis (banner-tailed kangaroo rat), 207 nucleotides. RefSeq names its product G protein subunit gamma 7 (gene Gng7). NCBI's taxonomy places the organism in Eukaryota, Metazoa, Chordata, Mammalia, Rodentia, Heteromyidae. Gene Ontology annotation, cellular component: heterotrimeric G-protein complex. Bases 1 to 207 code for a protein of 68 amino acids. Gene Ontology annotation, biological process: G protein-coupled receptor signaling pathway. Gene Ontology annotation, molecular function: G-protein beta-subunit binding. The transcript is spliced from 2 exons. The record is from RefSeq and is a predicted model, not a curated record.